Molecule: messenger RNA, 5330 nt
Organism: Zeugodacus cucurbitae (melon fly)
Lineage: Eukaryota; Metazoa; Arthropoda; Insecta; Diptera; Tephritidae
Exons: 14
Coding region: 238-4821 (1527 amino acids)
Biological process (GO): regulation of transcription by RNA polymerase II
Cellular component (GO): nucleus; chromosome
Molecular function (GO): chromatin insulator sequence binding; zinc ion binding
Source: RefSeq, a predicted model, not a curated record
CGCAUCUUCUCUAUUCAUUCAAUUGACAGUUAAUGAAUUCUCAAAGUAGAAAAAAAAAGAGUUGUGAAAAUUGUGAAUUUGUGCGUCUUUUUUACUAUGCAAAACAAUAUUUUAAUCGUAUUGGAUUUGCGAAAGAUAUUCUAAAUUUUACCGGUUUCUAUAUCGCGUGGUUGAAAUAAUAAUCGAAUUAGGAAAAGUGUGUAGUACAAUCUAAACCAUUGGUGUUGAGGCCGCAUAAUGGACGCUGAUACCGCACUGGAAAGAACGGCGCCAACGGAUUACAGGCUCGUUUGUAGAACGUGCCUUGCUUCGGAUGCAGAAUUUUACAAACUCGACUCACCUCUUUUCUUGGAAGAUGAUGAUAGUGACCAAAAACCAGUGAGCUUUAUGGAAUGUUUGCGUUACUGUACACGUUUAGUUGAUAACGAUGAAAGUGAAAAUUUAGAAUUUCCAACAUAUAUAUGUACUGAAUGCAGUGCAUCUCUGCAAGUGUCCUACAAUUUCAUAAAAAAUGCACUUGAAGCGCAUGAAAUUUUACGACAAAAAUUGAGCGAAAAUUCUGAACAGCAGCAGAGAAAAUGCAAAGUACAGCGCAAGAAUGGCGUUAUUGGCGAAAAUGGGUGCAAAAGCGCGGGGUUGGAAGAUGGUGUGGAUACGGAAGCGACGAAAAUGCGUUUUCGGUGUAAAAUAUGCAACGAGAAAGUCGAAACAAAGAAAACAUUAAAAGAACACAUCAAAUUGCAUUUAGAUAUAAUUUCUUAUUGCUGUGAACUGUGUAGUUUCGAAUGCAAGAAACGUACUUUGCUAUUUGAUCAUUAUAAGUUGGCGCAUAACAUGCAACCAACGCGGGAUCAGUUAAAACCGAAAACCAAGCAACCUGUAAAAAAAGAGCAUAGCGAUAGCGAAGAUCCAAUUUCGCAAGAAAUGGAGAAAAUACACAAUACACAAAUAAAUGAUGAGUAUAUGCCUAAUACACAAUACGCGGUAACGGAACAACAAGAAGACUUAGAUAUGAAGCUAUUUCUAACACCUGCCAGUAGUAAUGCAUCAGCGGCAUAUGUGGAAGCGGCUGCAGCCGCAACUGCUAUUGAUGUACCCACUGACACGCACGAGCAUAGAACCAGCAUAACAAAGGAUUUGCAGCAAUACGGCACAGACCAAUUCAAUAUAACCGCAAAUGAAUUGAGUGUGGGCAAUGAAUUUAUCGUUAUGGCGGAUGGUACGGUGGAGGAAGUAAUGGGCAACGGUGUUGUCAUCGAGUACAUAAAUGCGGCGGAUGAUGGUGUAACAUUGGAAAACGGUUUGGUAUUGGAUAACAUUAUGCAAGUACAACCAACAGGCGAUGCCGAUCAGGCAGUGACUAUGGAUAUGGAUGUUGAUGAUAUUAUAAUUGAAGAAGGUGUCGGUAAUGAGCUAUCCAUGUCCAGCUUGGCCUCUAUUUCGAUGGAACCAGAGACCACAGUGCAAACGCUACAAAAUAUAGAAGAUGAACUGCCGCCACCCUCAAUCAUUACUACAAAUACAUUACUAAACGCAAAGCGUAUUAAGUGUAAAAUCUGCACAAGUAACUUUCUGACACAAGACCAAUUAAAAACUCACAUGCUAUCGCAUAAUGAAAUACCGCAUUUCUUUUGUGAUCAAUGCACGUUUUAUACAUUCUUUAAGAUUGAUUUAACGCAACAUUACAAAACGAAACACAAACUGCAGCCCACACAGAAGCAGUUGCAACCGAAAAAUAAAGUCAGACCGGCCGACAAGUCUGGCGAUUUUAAACAUAUAUACGCUUGCGAUUUGUGUCUCUUUGAGACGCGUAUAAAAUCGCAUUUGCGACGGCAUUAUUUGAGUCAGCAUCAAGAAGAAGCGACCGAAGUGCAAUUACGACCGACAAUCGAUGAAUCAGCUGUUCUAACGGUACCAGAGAUUUCACAGCCUGAAUCAUCAAAAAAAAGUGGCAAAUCAUUACGUCCCGACUAUCCCAAAGGUUUGAAUUGCAAAAAGUGUUCAAAAACAUUUUAUUGGCGCGAGAAGCUCAAAGAUCACUAUAGACAGCACGGUCUGGAAGAGAGCAAUAACAUAGAUGCAACAGUUGGUGGCGGUUUGGAUAUCUCUGGGCCGGGCACAAGUUUACUAAAACACAACACAUUUCAAUAUCAUAUGCCACAACAUGAUAGCAACAGCGUAAACAGCAUGCUCAACACCAACCUCAGUCACAACAAUUACAAUAGCAAUGUGGAUGCGAGUGUGUUGGAGGCACAAGCAAUUGUCGAUGCAGCCGUAGCGGAGGCACAAGCCGCUUCAAUGCAGAUUAAUUUGCAAAUGAAUCAACCAGCACCCGACAUCAUAAUGGAUAUACCGGUAGCGACGACAAUUUCCACCACCACAGUGCCAAUGGAUGCGACGGGCAAUGCGAGCGAUGUGCAUGGCAUGCAGCAGCAAGCAGUAAAUGUGAUGGGCGGCUAUGCUUGUCCGCAAAUACCUUCGGAUGCCAUACCGCAAGUGGUUGAGACGGACACAACCAUCGAUAACAGCGAAUUGGAUUUUGUUUUUAACGAUGCGCUCUUCGAAGAUUUCGAAGAAGAUGAAAAUGAGGACGAAGAGAAUGAGGAGGAUGACGGCGCAGACUUGCAAGAUUUGCUGCUAACAAGUGAUGACGAUUUCGACGAUAUGCUGCAGGAACAACAACAACAGCAACAACUUGAUGAGAGCGGUGUGGCUGCCGGUGACGCAUCGACGAACAGCAGCACUUAUCAGCCAUAUUGUGUGCACUGCAAUAAGAAAUACUUAAGUCAAUAUCAAUUCGAAAAUCACAUGUUCGUGCAUCGUGGUUUGGCUCCUUAUCGCUGUGAAAUGUGCACUAAUUUGUACAACACAAAGCGUGCUCUGAUUCGUCACUAUCGCGCGGUGCAUAAACGAAUUCCAACGCGGGAUAUGAUUCAGGCUAAGGGUGAUAAAGUUGUUGUCGAUCAUACGCCGAUUGAACAUUUGAAUCUUAUUGAACAGAAAGCGGUGACUUUAAUGUGCGCGAAAUGCCCUUACGAAUCGGUGGAUCUGCAAGUAAUGCAAAUGCAUUUGAACACCAUACACGGCCUUGCUGAUGAGAACUACAUCUUGCAAAAGUUGCCGUUCGAGUGUCCACGCUGCAUACGUUCAUAUGCGACGAGAGCGCGUCUUAUACGACAUUUGGAACGCAGUCACUCGGUGGCGACUAUAAUACAACAACAGCGUAUGCCAAAUAAUACAAUGCGAAAUCAAUUACAACAACAACAAUCAUAUAUAACAAUAAAAGACAGCGGCAAUGCAACGUCAAAAACGACAACAACAACAACAGUUGCAGCAUUAACCACACCCUCCAUAGCAGUGACAACAACAUCAACAACGACAAAUUCAAGUUGCGGCCGAGGCAUUGAAACGCAUUCAUAUCAAUACAACUACAACAACAGCAACAGCGAAGGUGACGUUGAUGCCAACGAUUACGAGGUUGGUGUUGGUGUUGAUGGUGGUGAUAGCAUUGAGGACAAUAACAACAAUGAUGAUGAUGAUGCACAUGCUAGCAAAACAUCCAAAGCAACAACAACAGCAACCACUAGAGCACAUAAAUCUAAAUCAACAACUACAACUACUAGAGCCACAAAAAAAUCGACAACAAGAAAAACAACCAAUACAACAACAAUUACCAGUGCAAUUACAAGUGACAACAAAAGCAGUACAACCGAAGCAGUUGAGCAAAUACUUGCCUACGAUAGCAUGUAUCAUCAAUUGAAUGCAAGCAACGAGCUAUUCGAUGAAUAUGCCUGUGGCAUGUGUUCGCAAAGUUGGCGCACAGCAGCCGAGCUGCAUGCACACGAAUGCAUACGUGCGGCUGACAACAGCAACGUCGCCGCCGUUGCCGUGCGCACUGCGGGCGAGAGUGUAGGUCUCAUCAAUUCGGAACGUUCCCUUUAUCUCUUCAAAUGUGAUAUAUGCCAUUGCAAUUACAAGUCCAGUGAAUUACUCAAACAUCACAUGAAACGACAUACGGCGCGUAAAUUUCGUUGCAAUCACUGUCCGAAGACGUACAUCAAUCGUAGCGAGUUGAAAUUCCACCAACUCACGCAUACCGGUGAGAAGCCGCACAAGUGUGAGAUGUGCCCGAAACAGUUUCGCUAUCCGCAUCAUUUGAAGCGUCAUUGCGAUGUCGUGCAUUUGGGCAAGCGUGCACGCUGUCCGGUGGAGAGUUGCGGCCGCACAUUUACGACGCAAGCGCAAUUGAAGAUACACUCGUGGAUACAUGACGGCAAUGAACCGUACCGCUGCAAGUACUGUAGGGAAUCGUUCAAGAAACGCGAGUCUUUACGGAAACAUACGCGCCGCAUACAUAAAUGCGAUCUAACCGAGGAGGAAAUCGCUGAAAUCUAUCGUCAAAGUGUUGGUCACACCAAUCCGCAUGACUUCACAGUGUCACUCUCGAAUGGACGCAUGCUGCGGCGUUCGGAUCUUGAAUUGGCCGCUCAACGUCCAGACGAAUACACCAACGAUUUGGCAGCCGAAACGGCAGCAGCCACAGCAGCAGCGGAGGUGGCGGCCGUUAGCAUUGUACAAACGGAAAUGGACGCUUCCAAUGCACUCUCGCCGCUAUUGGCAUCCAAUACACAUGAUAACAUGAAUUUGAAAUUCGGCAUGGGCGUCGAAGAGGAGGAUGAGCAUGCUGCGGUGUCUCAUGUGUCACAGAGCAGCGCCUCAUUGUCCACGCACGAGGAAAGCAUACACACCUACAUUCUACCCGGCAUGGAAGAGCACGGGCAGUUGCCGCAUUUCAAGCUUGAAAAUUCCGGCACAUUUUAGGUGGAUUCAAGUGUAUGUAAAUAACUAUGCUGUGUAUUCGCCCUUAAUUGCCACAAUCACCUUUACCACCACCACCAACACCACCUUCUACAAUCGUUUUUAAAUUUUUAAUUAAAUAUUUGAAAAUAUAUUUUAAUAUAAACAGUUACUACUUACAUUACUGUAUAUACAUACAUACAUAAAUAAACGAGUGCAGCCAUACGUCUGGUGUAUCGUUGAAUACGAACACAUACAUACAUAUAUCUACACUUGUUUAAACUAUUGUUUGGCCAGAGAUAGUGCGUCUCGAAAAAAAGGAAAGUAUUUAUUAUUAAACUAAAAAGAAACUUGGAUUUUUAAAGCGAAAAGAGUUUAAAAUAAGUUAGUAUGAUACUUGUGCUUAUGUAAAUACAUACAUACAUACAUACAUGUUUUUGUUCACACACAUACAUAUGCACUUCAUGGCAUAAAUGCUAUUGUAGAUAUUUAAACGUUAAAAGUAAUGUAAAUUAAUAAUAUUGUUAAUAAUA